This is a messenger RNA of Peronospora matthiolae, 1059 nucleotides long. Lineage: Eukaryota; Oomycota; Peronosporomycetes; Peronosporales; Peronosporaceae. The record is from the annotation of a GenBank genome assembly.
AUGGGGGGCGGACCCAUCACAGCCGACGUCGUGCGGUCGUCCUGCUUUGUCACGUUCCCUGAGCACACACGCGCAGAGCCUGUACCAGUGGACGCCUGGUACCUCUUCGCAGCGGGUCUGACGUUCCUCCGUCGCUUAGCACGUGAUCGAGUUGGCGACGAUCUGCACGUGGCGCUUCUGCUGCGAUUGGCCACUGACGAAGCGACCGAGCGACGAUACGCGUCCGUGACCUCGAAUCGAGUGCUCCAACGCGCGUUGCAAGAGACUUUUGAGUGUCCAGAGAAGGCGCUCGUGCUGCACGUGAUUGACGUGGGAAAAGUGCGGGGCCAGAAGCGCAUUCACGUGCGUCCAGAGGCGAAUGCCAAUGUCUCGCCCGAGCCAGUGGAGCCAUUGGCACUUGUGUUUCCAAUGCUGGCAGUGGAGAGAGGAGGGGCGACGUCUGUCGCUGUAGAAGUCCCGACUGCACACGUGGUGCAGGGGAGCUGGGGUGACCAAUUGAGUCGAUCGAGCGGCACAAGUUAUUGGAAAAACGACAGUUUUCGGUGGCAAAAUGAGGCUAAAGAGGAGCGUUUGGACGGGCCACGGAAGAGUGGGGAAUGGGUUAUUGAGGAGAGGGAUUAUACGAAGAGAAGAGAGGGAAGAGAGCAGCGGGUGAAUGAGCAUGGGAGGAGUACGGGAUCAAUUGAGCAGGUGCAGAAAGACGUGACUAAGUGUGCAGAAGACAAGAGCGUGGCAGAGGACAGUGACGUUCCGGUGGCGACCGUUGUGAAAAGUGCAACAACGGCACAGGUGAUUCCGAGUGAUUAUGUGAUGCUGGAGCUCCAGACGGGAGCUGGAUUGCCGGAAACUGGUGAGAUGGCGAGUUCAACGUACUUUAUCUCGUCUCGAUGGGCAGAGCAAGCGGAUGAAAUGAGUGCGUCGAUGGUUCUGGAACGACCUCCACUGAUGCCACGUACUACUCGUGUUGGUGGUGGUAGUAGACCCAGUGCUGACAGGGGACGCAUUCAUGCGAGUCUUGAGGAUUCGUUCGUGGUGCUGGAACGGCAGGAUGAGGUAUAG